Triplophysa dalaica is the source of this 996-nucleotide messenger RNA. RefSeq lists its product as uncharacterized. The transcript is spliced from 3 exons. The record is from RefSeq and is a predicted model, not a curated record. The coding region runs from base 202 to 996 and encodes 264 amino acids. Lineage: Eukaryota; Metazoa; Chordata; Actinopteri; Cypriniformes; Nemacheilidae.
GUCAAGGGAUGUUAAGUCCGUUGCCUACGAGACCAGUUGAUUGACAUAAAAAGUUACUCGUUAGAUUUUAAAUUAUGUUUUUAUAAAUCCGGAUCAAAAGCAAAAUGGUGAUUGAUCCCUCAUGGGGUUUGAACCUACAUAUUAUCAGUUUUCAGUCCAGAUAUUUAACCGCUAGGCCAUAUCAUCCCAUCACCAAGUGUAAUGUUUAAGAAAAUCAACGCAGCUUUCCGUCCGAACCAUGGGCAUCGCUUACGGGACGGGUUCCGACCCAAGGAUGACUACCAUAGCGCGUGCACAGUGAAACUGGUCCGCAGCACGUCGAUGCUCGUGGUCGGGGAGAGCACUCGCGCGCAGCAGGACUCCACGCUGAAGCGCAGCGUGAGCUCCGUGAGCGUCGAGUCCAGUAUGGCCCUGUAUUAUUACCAGAGCCGAGAGGAUCGAGUAUGGCUCUAUUCCCAGAACCAGAACUGUUUGGAGUAUUUACAGGAACUGGUAGCGCUCAGGCGGCAAUACACCAAAAGUGUCAUUGACCUGAAGAAUAACGAACGGAAAGAGAGCGCGUCCCGCAAGAAGAAACCCGCACCUGCGCCACCGCAGAAAAGAGUUGUACAGACUUCACGACCUGAACCUUCUGCCCCCCCAAUCCCGAAUGAGGUAGACACACUUCAGUUCUUUGAUGAGGUGAUUGCAAGCUGUGACCUAGAACCCAAUCGAAAACCCCAUGUGGAUAACGGCCACGCAGAUGUUGACUUCAUCGUGGCAACCAGUACCAGUGAACAUGACCUUCACUCUAACUGGGUGCUUCGGGACCCUCGUAGAAUCUCCAUGACAGAAUCGCAGUCAAAGUCUUCAGAUAUCAGCCCUGGGCAGAAAGGAGACAAGGGAAACACAGGUAGUAGGAGACGCUUGCAACGAAACCCUAUCCACCUGCCAAAAGUGGUGGAGAGCGCCUUUCAGACUUUGCGCUUUAAACCAAAGGUAAAGAAGAAAGAUUAG